This is a messenger RNA of Penicillium cosmopolitanum, 1599 nucleotides long. RefSeq lists its product as uncharacterized. The record is from RefSeq and is a predicted model, not a curated record. The transcript has a single exon. The coding region runs from base 1 to 1599 and encodes 532 amino acids. Lineage: Eukaryota; Fungi; Ascomycota; Eurotiomycetes; Eurotiales; Aspergillaceae.
AUGGCGCGAACAGCUCAGACUGCACGAGAUCCAGUUCCUUCCAUCUACGAAGGGUUGUUGCAACGGGAAUAUGUCGAUCAUCAAGGGAACACUGUCAUUCUGGGGAAGUGGGCUACCGAAUCCAACUUCUCUAACCUGGAUGAAGUUGAGGACUACCGAGUUCAAGUGUAUAGUACAAUUCCUAUUCUGACUCAACCGGAGGCUCUCAAUAAUCUGUACUCAUAUCUCUGCUUUAAUGUCCCCAUGCCCCCCUUCUUGGAGAUCUACUCGUACAAUCCACCGGAUGCACUCGCAUGUGUGGAGCAUCAGCGCCGUGAAAUCACUCAUCAAAAACGUCUUCACGCCGAACAACAUGAGUGUGAUGAGGGGAAAUAUCUUCCCCCGUUGAUUCCAACAAUGCAAACCCCUUUCUCAGAUGAUAUGUCUGGCUUCUGUUUCCUCCUCACGUCGAACAGCUACCUACAGGCGACGUUUGCGAAGGACCAGGAUGGAACAGGUCCCUGGUGGAUUUAUUUCGAUCGGAAUCUCCCAUCUGCAGUCAAGAAGCUGGAUAUUCUUAAAAGCCUUCAAGAACCACCAACUGAUUUUGAAACUUUUGUGGAUGGCUAUGCUUUUGUCAACCCAGAUGUCCGCGAUAUAAAUGUCAGUAUUACGAAUAAUCAGACCGGCAUGAUACAUGAUAUCUAUAAUCUUAUGCAUCGACGAUGGUCAAAAUAUGAGUAUGGGCAAAUCGAUUACGGACUCCACGAACCGCCCCCGCCCGCAUCACUCGAUGAGACAUCCUCUUUACAGCAUAUUCAAGAGAUUUUAGAGCAGCAGCAGCUAGCUUCGGAAGUUCAAUCUGUGGACCCAAAUAUAUUUCAUCUUGCUUGGAGAUCCGAAAGUCGAAUUUUGACUGUUACGAACAACAUUUCGGAUGGGCAAUAUGACUCGGAUCUCCAAUAUGUGAUCUACCUCUCCUUUCUCGCGGAUAUCGCUGAGAACAAUCAUACCAUGCCUACACUGCUAGAGACAACAGCACGCACAUUUACAGCUGGCAUUGUCUCCCACCUCCCCGACUCAAAAACGGUAUACUUUGAGUUCCGUAUUCCCGAAUCCUCAUCUUUGUCCUCUCUUCUAUCUGCUCCAUCUAAUGACUUUCACGUCGGUGCUAUACAUAGACCUGAGCAAAAUGAGCAAAUUCGCAUAUUACCGCAAAGCUUUGGCGAACGUACUUCGCCCCUAGCGCCUCAUCACUUCUUUACAGUGGUCAUUGAUAAGCCUGGCUUUAUCCAAGAACCUAGUGUGAUUUUCUACACUCUCUGGGCCGAUCCUUUUGAAUACAUUGUGCCGCAGGCGAGCGACCCCACUGUUAUCGAGACUCGCAGGAGCGCUAGCAUUCAAGAUACUGCAAGAAUGCUUGGAAUGGUUGGAUUUGAAGAAGGCAUUCUUAAUGGCGCGAGGAAGCUCACAAGAGAAGAACAUAUGGAAUUGUUAUCCCUGUCGCCGGAAGAGUACGAUGCGAAGUUGCAGCCCUUCAUAGACGCGGCGUCUGAGAGGAAAGCCGAGUAUGAAAGGGUUGACGCUGAAUUUGAAGCUAUGUUGGCUUCGGAAGAAUGA